GGCUUAGACAUCUCUAAUUUAUCACAUUCUAUUCGUACCGUAAAUAGAGUGAUUUUUAUAAUACUUCGAAGCGGAAAAAUGAAUUCAAUUUUACUUGCAGCAUUCUUGUUAUUCUCACCAGUUUGUCAGAUAAUCAAUGCUCAACAAUUUUCAUUCGAUGAUUUGGCGAGCAAGUUUAAUACUAAGGUUGAUGCGAUUGACACGAACAUGAGGCUGAAUUGUAGUUUCAUUCUCAAAAGUUUGGGUUCCAACGAUUUCUCCAAUAUUGAAUUGAAGCUCAACGCACCAUUGAACCCACUUUUAAGCAAUGACAAAUUGGAGGCUUUGGUGACAAAAGUGCCCGAAGGCGUCAAAUUGAAGAAAACCAACGUUCGUGACUUCCUACGUAGUAAAAUCGAAACAUUCAACAAUAAACAAAUAGAAAAUCGAAAUUUAUUGGAUCAAAUUUGGGCAGAAGUUACAGUUGAUGUGUCAAGGAGAAUGGAUGAUCUUUUUCUGAAAUCGUUUGUACAAUGGGAAAAAAAUUCGGUCGAUAUCAAUCACAUGAAAAAGGUCAUAAGCAAUUUGACGGAUGCGAUCGUCGAAUUCGAUGAAAUGAAUAAGGUAUUCGGUGAACAAUUGGAGGCAGCAGAUAUGGCAAGAAUAUCAAUUGAAGAGGAUAUCUCAUCGUCCGCAAUGGUGUUCAACAAACUUUUAAAAAAGUCAAAACUGACAACGAGCAUUAUUAUUGAAGAGGUUGUUCCCAUCUUUAGUGUAAUAUUCCAAAAGCUAGCUGAAUUUGAGAGUAUUAUUCAAAAGGAAAAUGCUCUUACAAAAGAAUUUAAUAACAGGCGCAUCGUUUGGGCGGAUUAUAUGAUUGGCGUCAGAGAAACGCUUUCGGCAGAACGAAAACUUGUAAAACCAUACAAGAAAACAAGAAUCGCCAAAAACCUCGCGAAAUUGGGAAUUUUGUGUGGAAACGAAGAGAAUCAUCUUUAGAGUGUAAAUAUAAGUUGUAGGGAACUUUUAUUUAUUUCUAAGGAAAUAAUCAAUAAAUGUCCACCGUGGAAAUUAAUAUU
Molecule: messenger RNA, 1058 nt
Organism: Contarinia nasturtii (swede midge)
Lineage: Eukaryota; Metazoa; Arthropoda; Insecta; Diptera; Cecidomyiidae
Exons: 2
Coding region: 79-978 (299 amino acids)
Source: RefSeq, a predicted model, not a curated record